This is a messenger RNA of Pocillopora damicornis (cauliflower coral), 2273 nucleotides long. RefSeq names its product trace amine-associated receptor 7d. Gene Ontology annotation, biological process: G protein-coupled receptor signaling pathway. Gene Ontology annotation, molecular function: G protein-coupled receptor activity. Gene Ontology annotation, cellular component: membrane. Lineage: Eukaryota; Metazoa; Cnidaria; Anthozoa; Scleractinia; Pocilloporidae. The record is from RefSeq and is a predicted model, not a curated record.
UUUUAGUCAAUAAUAGAAAGAUUGGCAAAUUCUGAAUAUAAGGGAAGGCUAACGACAAUAAGAGUAAAAUAUGAUAGGUAUUAAAUUUACAGCUGGUGUCCCUAUCUAGCUGUUUAGCGCUAAUUGGAGUUUGUUUCAUUUUCUUAUGGUAAUUUGAUCGUAACGUCGUUGGACAAUCAAGUACUCAAUCCGUUUUGGUACCUUUUUUCCAAGGACGAAAUACUGGUGUCAAUAAUUUCAUUUCUCACACCCACGGAACAACAACUCCCUUAAAGGCUUUCUGCUUGUGUUUUGUUUUUCAUAUUUUAGAGAACUCAAUUCAGCACCACCGUAACCUUGGCCUUUUCAGCAAGGACAUGAAGAACACGUUAACAGCUUAUUUACAGUUUACCUCGGCCAUCAGAUAACUAUUGAACUACGAAAAGAAAAAAAGUGUCGAAUUUGGAGUCAAAGGAAGGCAAAGUCAUCGUAGGGAAACAGAAGUGGCAAGGAAAAAACUGCUUCGGUGGAGAAAUUUUUCGAAAACAUAGACAAACAAAACAAAAACAAAAACGCUCAGGAGCUAAACACUCCUUUAGACAAAAUUAGGCCUCGGCAUGGCGGCAAAUAACACAACAGUCAGCUAUGAUUUAACCUAUGCCGGUAAUUCGUUGUACUUCUGCCAAAAACCUCCAUACCUCACCUGGGAUUUGACCGAUACAACGCUACCAUGGAUUUUAGAUGUCAUAAUAUUCACUGCUGCCCCUGUCACCACUCUUCUAAACAUUUUGGUAAUCGUCGCUCUGAGGAAAAACAGAGAACUGCAAAAAUUCUCCAACAUUUUGCUAUGCAGUAUGGCCGUCACUGAUCUCAUAACAGGAGCUGUAACAAUGCCAAUGUCAGCCAUCGUCGAUGUUCUAAUGCUUACUCGGGUUUCAGUAAAGCAUGUGUGCACGUUCGAUUCCUUGGUAAACAAACUCUUGCUAUUCACAAUGUCCAUCUCAUCUUUGUAUCACUUAACUGCAAUUGCAUGGGAGAGAUACAUGGCCAUAAAAUGUUGGAAGGACUACAGGAACAAAGUAACCAAACUUCUUCUUCAAAAGCUCGGAGCCACCGCUUGGCUGUUGGCAAUCCUCAAGCAGGUUCCAACCGUUGCGAUGAUCAUCGCUGGUGUAGACCGAAUAGUUCUCGAUCGAUGGCUUGCACUUGAAAACAUUCUGGUCAUGAUUUGUUUGUUUGCAAUUGCAUAUUUUUACAUCAUGGUGUUCCUCGGAGUACGGAAGCAAAAGCAGAACCAAACUAGCCAGGUUACUAUCAUGAUGAAAGCAAAACUCGAAUCUAAAGUUGCAAAAACAACUGGUUUAUUAACAGCUGGACUUAUUGUUUCGUUUGUUCCUUCGAUCGUCAUUGCCACGUUGGGUAACUUUUUCCCCGCAUUUCGCAUGAACUCCGCUUUCCGAUUAUCAGAGGUAUUUGUGCAGUUGAACUCUAUCUUAACUCCUGUCUUGUACUUCUACAGAGAUCGUCGUUUUCGAAACACCGUUAAAGAGUUGUUGGGAAUGAAAACAUCAACGAAUAUUCGACAAUCCGUUGACGCGACUCAAUCCUCUAAGAAAAACGAGUUAAGCAAUAAUGUAUCAAUACAGCUAUCAGCACGCAAUGGGGAAAAAACCCGCUCGAUAUUGACAACAUCCGCUUCCCCUGAAACCGCCGGAAAAGUUGACCAGGGACUUAAAGCGACUCUUAGAAGAUCCAUCUCCUAUCCAACGCUUUACAAGUGUUCCCGUGAUUCAUUCGUUCCAUGUGGUUCUCCUCCGUACGAACCCUCAUCCCACCUCACGACCAUUGCCGCAGAUCGAAAUGAAAGUUCCAAGCAGGGCAAAUGGGGAAAUAACAAAGGAAAGAUUCACCCUCUAGCUACACGUGCAAAAGAUACAAUUUCGCCGAGAAGGUCUGCAGAUCUGACUAGCAUAAAGCCAAGGUCGAAAUCAUUUUUCCCAGAUACAGCGUAACCAAUUACUGGGUGUAACAUACAGUUUUAAGGGGGGUGGUAAAAAAUACAAAUAUUUGCAAAACCAGGCGAGUUUUCUGGAUAGUUAAGCAUUUAAUGGAAAAUGUAUUGCAAGUUUUACGGUCCGAUUAAUCGACAUCAUAGUUGGGAACAUGAUUCGAAUAAUCAAAAGACAUAUAUUCCAAAGUUGAAAAUUGGAUCAUUAGCCAGUUACACUUGAUUUUUACUUAUUUUCUCUCAAAUUAUUUAACAAUUAAAAUUUAAUCGAAAAAUGUUUAAAAUA